GGCGGUGGUGGUCGUGGUGACAUCGUCGAGGCGACGCCGUCUCAAACAACGGCGUCGAGGGGCGAGCGAGAGGCGGCAUGAGGGGCCGAGCGGAGCGUGGCUCACAGCCGCGGGGUUAGAGGCGCAGGUGCCAGUCCACGUGGCCAAUGAGAGGCCCCGAUGAAGCGGAUGGGAGCUCCACCCGCCCCAAGACCUCCCCCCCUGCCCCCCCGCCCAGAUCCAGGUCCCUCGCUCCAGGCGCUGCAAUCAACCCGGAGCGACUGCGUCAGGCCAGGCAACUUGCCGAGCGAGCGAUCAAGGACAAGAAGAUCUUCGCGGUGCUGGGCCCGUACCCGGUGAUCCGCGCGUGCCUGCGCCGCCGCGGCUGGGUGGAGAUGCGGCUGUGGGCGCUGGCCGAGGGGGCGACGCCGCGGUCCGGCGCGUCGCGGCGAUCCCGCGCCAACGUCCGCCGCCGUCGUCGCAACGAUGGUGGCAGCGGAGGGGACGACGACGACGACGACGACGACGAUGACGACGACGGUGACGUCGGCGACGGCGACGACGACGGAGGCGAUGACGGUGGUGACGUCGUCGACGACGAGGAUGACGAGACCGGGAAGGAGAACUGUGAGCAGCACGGAGUGAGCCACGAGCUGCUGUCCCGGCUGGUGCGCAACGAGGUACCGUACCUGAUCUGGACGACGCGCUGCGGCUCCGUGGAUACGAAGCUGCUGCGCAAGGAGCAGAUGCUCAAUCACUUCGCCAGGGCCGGCUCCUUCACCACCAAGGUCGGUCUCUGUGUCAACAUGCGUAACCUCCCCUGGUUCGACUCGGCUAACCCCGACGUGUUCUUCCCUCGCUGCUACCGCCUGGGCGUCGCGGAGGAGAAGAUCGCGUUCAUCGAGGACUUCCGCUUGACAGCUGCCACCAGCCUCCUCAAGCUGGUGGUGGAGCGACACGGAGCGAUGGACGGGGUCGGGCGGCUGGAGGGCACGGGGGCCCAACGCGGAGGCCCCGGCGUGGAGGUGCCGCAAAGAGACCGCUGGCUGCUGGACCGAGCCAUGGCCGCGUGCGAGACGUUCCUCCGCUCGCAGGAGCACGAGGAUAUCGAUGGGACGGCCUCCCGGCCCGAGUCGCCCGACUGGGACGCCUUUCUGCAGCGGUACUACCGCUUCGUGCACGGUGGCGAGCGCCUGCGCGGAGUGGCGGAGCUGGCUCCACAGUGUCGUGAUCUCCUGGCGCGACUCCGCGCCGCCCGGCCUCAGCUCGACAUGGAGGGGACGCGCAACACCUGGGUGGUGAAACCGGGGGCGAUGUCGCGCGGCAGAGGCGUGCUGUGCAUGAACCGCCUGUGCGAGAUGCUGCGUCUGGUGGAGUGUGACACCGCCUUGGUGAAGGACGGCCGCUGGAUCGUGCAGAAGUACGUCGAGCGGCCGCUGCUCAUCCACGCCACCAAGUUCGACAUCCGGCAGUGGUUCCUGGUGACCGACUGGAACCCGCUCACUGUGUGGUUCUACCAGGACUGCUACCUGCGCUUCUCCACGCAGCCCUUCCAGCUGGACAACCUUGACACCUCCAUUCACCUGUGCAACAACUCCAUCCAGAAGCACUUUGAGAACGCGCAAGGCCGCUCGGCGCAGCUGCCCCGGGACAACAUUUGGCACGGCCGGCAGUUCGUGUCCUACCUCGAGUCGCUGGGCCUGGGCUUCGCCUGGGAGGGGGUCGUCGUGCCCGGCAUGAAGCAGGCCAUCAUCCAUGCGCUCCAGGCAGCGCAGGAUGUGGUGGAUGCCCGGCGGGGCAGCUUCGAGCUGUACGGCGCGGACUUCUUGCUGGGCGAGGACCAGCGGCCGUGGCUCCUCGAGAUCAACUCGAGUCCCACCAUGAGCCCCUCGACCCCGGUGACGGCCGAGCUGUGCGCGCGCGUGCAGGACGACCUCCUGCGCGUCGUGCUCGACCGCAGGGUCGACCGGUCGGCACACACGGGCGGCUUCUACCUCAUCCACAAGCAGCCUGCCGUGGAGGUGCCGCAGUACCUGGGCGUCAACCUCUCCGUGGAGGGAGAGAGGGUCAAGAGGUCGAGAGCGUCGCAGCCGCGGAUCGGCGUCCCCAUGUGCACGGGAGCGCCUCCCGACCGUGCGCCGCCCCACACCGCGCAUCCCCAGCGGCCGCCGUCUCCCCCCACUCCACCGGUCCGCCAACUCCACGGCGUCCAUCCGGCGCACGGCGCUCGCACUGCCGGUCCGCACUACCACCACCACCAGCACCACCACCAGCACCACCACCAGCACCACCACCCCACGCUCUCCGUCAAGAGCCCGAGCGGGCGCAGGCGGGCGGGCGACGCGCCCCGCUUGCUGCGGCGGAGCCACAGCCUCGUCGCGCCGGUCAAGAGGCAGCAGCGCAGGAGCCACAGCCGCAGCCCCGAGUCGGACGCAACCAUCGCCCGCCGAGCCGUCCAGCGGUUCGCUCACCGGGCCGCAUGCCUGGAAACGCGGGGGGGAGGAGAGAUCCCGGCGGCGCCGGUGGGGGCGACCAGGGAGGUGGUUGCCUGCGCGGUGGUGGCCGCGGCCGAGCUGCCGCAGGCCAGUGGGACGCCUGCCGGAGGGCACGUCGCUGCCGCGGUGACGGUGUCCAUGGGGAAGGGCGACAACGAUGGUGAUGACGGUGGCGCCGCGAGGGUUUGUGCCGCGUCUGGAGAGGCCAGGAGCGACGCGGAGUCACGUGGUGCGGCGGACGACCACCGCUCGCACUGCGCGGGGCUGUGGCGGCAAGACGCCGCUCCGGCGCAGGAGGGGGAUACGGAGCCGGGCGGCGCGGCGAGGGACAGCCGGCGCACGCUGUCGCCGUCGCCGCUAACACUCGACCCAGCGUCCUGCCCGGCGGUGGCCCGCGGGAGACGGGCGCCGCCAUGCCCAAGCCUCGCCCCCACGCCGAGGCCCCUGACACUGAGGCUGUGGCGCAGAGCUCAGCAGGGCGCAUCCUGGCGGGAGGUGAAGGACUCGAGCAGCGUGUGGAGGGACGUGAGCUUCCCGCCUCUGCGGCCCCCCCGCCCCCCGUCGGGGAUGUGCCCCCCGCUCCGCUGCGCGUUGCCCCCCGUGGUGCUGCAGGGAAUCGUUCGGCUGUCGGGGGCGGCCGUCCAGGGCUCACUGCCGCCACCCUCCAUAAGAGCCAAUCGGAGGGCCUUCUACUAGGGCAGCGUGGUGAGGCUGCCAGUGUCGGUGGCGAUGAUGUUGCCGUUGUCGUGAAUAUCGUCGUCCGGCGAUACUCAUCAUCACGAUCCAUUAAUGAUGAUCGUGAGCGUCUUGCAACCCUCGUUGUCAUCGUCUUUGUCAUUGCUCAUUAACAAAAAUCAUCACUAUCAUUCUGCAACAUUCAUCAUCACCGUCAUCAUUCCACAGUACUAUGCAUUAAUCACCGAUGAAUGUUAAUCGUUAUUAAAAAUAAUCUUCAUCGUCAUCAUUGUUCAUUAGUCGUCGUACAGAAAAAACAAAUAUUACCAUCAUCCAAUAAUGAUGGUCAUCGAGGAAAAUGCAUUAUUGUCAUUAUCAUCGUUGUCAUCCAUUCAUGAUUACAAUAAUUGAGCAACAGUCUUUAUCAUCAUCAUCAUUGUGAUCAUCAGCAAAUAAUCACCCAGUAUUGUCGUUAUCAUCUUUCAGCAAUCAUAAUCGUCAUUUUAUGAGCACCAUCAUAUUGCUGUAAUAAUUGUAAUCCAAAACUACUCACCCAUUGUCAACAUCAUUCUAGAGGAAUGAUCAUUAUCUUCCAACAAUGAUGAUAUACAUCAUCAUCCAUAUUAACCACCCACACACGUUAUGCCAUACUAAUCAUUGAUCAUCAAUAUUCACUCAGCAUGAUCAUCUUGUCAUGAUAUAUGUUCAUUAUAGUCAGCAACAAUACAAAUCAAAAUUCAUCAUCAUCCAAUAACAAUCGCUCAUCAUCAAUCAACAAUCUGUGGUGCUACUAUUUAAUCACUUGACUCACACUGAGCAUGGGAGUUCAAUCCCAGUAGAGAGGUCAACUCACCCUCUCAUACCUCCAAUGUCAGUAAAACAACUACCAGUUUGUGAGAAGUCAACGGCCGUUAUGCUAAAGAGUAACUCAUCCCCUGCCAUAGGAAUGUGGAAUUUCCACCACAAGCUCAGGGCUGUAACCUGAUGAGUAUUUCUUCAUGCGUAAACCUAACGCGAAACCACUUUGUCUUUUUAGAUCAUCCAUCAUCAUCAUGGUCAUCAUCAUCUUGACCAUUAUCAUAAUCCAUGAUCAUCAUCAUCUUCAUCGUCACCAUCAUGGUCAUUAUCAUCACGGACUUCAUCAAUCAUUAGCCAAGCUGUGGUAGCUAUGCAAGCCUGUAAUCAAGCAUUUUGGAGGUGAGGGGUUGGUGGAUCAUACAACUCCCUUCCCGUGGGCAUCGAGGUGCUAUACCCUGGCUUGCCAGGAGAAUGCAGUACAGCAUAUUUGUGAGUCCGCUUAUUCCGUCCGUAUGGGAUAGAGCGUUUCCCCCUAGCAUGCGUGAGUUUUCUCCGGGCGCUCUUGAUUUCCUCCCACACAUGUAAACACUCGUUAAUUGGUUGAUAACAACCUUGGUACAUAGAGGACCUCAGAGUUUGGGACAUUGUUUGCACCGGCUCAUCGCGUGGCUGCCUUCCUGCUGUGUCUGUGGUUCCUUGCGCCUCUGAGCCGUUGUGCAGUGUGUUACAAGUCGAAUGUAUUGUUAUUAUCGUCAAGCGUUUGAGCGUGGGGUGCACAUUUGUGUUUAUGUAUGUGGUGGCGUGUAUGUUAUGCAAUAUGUGGCCACGUUUUAUAUUAAAUAUAUAUUUGAGUUGUCAAA
Petromyzon marinus (sea lamprey) is the source of this 4807-nucleotide messenger RNA. RefSeq names its product tubulin tyrosine ligase 3-like. Gene Ontology annotation, biological process: cilium assembly; protein polyglycylation; cilium movement. Lineage: Eukaryota; Metazoa; Chordata; Hyperoartia; Petromyzontiformes; Petromyzontidae. The record is from RefSeq and is a predicted model, not a curated record. Gene Ontology annotation, cellular component: microtubule cytoskeleton; axoneme. Gene Ontology annotation, molecular function: protein-glycine ligase activity, initiating.